Peronospora farinosa is the source of this 1128-nucleotide messenger RNA. The record is from the annotation of a GenBank genome assembly. NCBI's taxonomy places the organism in Eukaryota, Oomycota, Peronosporomycetes, Peronosporales, Peronosporaceae.
AUGAUGGCGACGCCUUCUACCGCCGUGCCGUCCGCCUCACUAGUUGUCCAACGCGAGAAGCGAAGGCGUCGAAAAGCAAUCGUUCCAAGUGACGUAGGGCGAAGACCUCGGCGAGGCUUUAAAUUCAGUGACAAAAAGGAUAAUGGGCCCAACGAGGGUCCUGCUGAGGCGACACCUGUAGGGAAGAGGAUACCUGGGACACCUGCUAAGGACAACACGUUCGUAUUCCGCGUACGAAAAGACGAUGAGAAGGAUGUUGGCAAGCAACACACUGUUGACGCAGCUGCGGUAUCAGCAGCGUUACGAGCCAAGCAGGAGAAGGCGGCAAGGGCUGAGAUGCGGCGGUUAGUGCGCCAGAAGAAACGUGAGGAGGCGACACGAGAGGCGCUGAACGAGGAGGAGAUGAAGCACAAGAAGUUGUCGGCCGAUCAGAUCUCUCUCUAUCACAUGGUGCAGCGGCAAGUAAAGCGCGAACUCCGCAAGGUAAGGAAGGAAUUUCUUACUUCAGCGGCGCGUCGGGAUAUUAUGCAGCUCAGCGAGACCAGUUUGCAAGCAAUGAAACAAGAGCUAAUCGCCUUCAUGGUGGAGCACCCACCGGGAAACGUGGCACUCACCAUCCUUUUUAAUGUGCAGAUUCAGAUCCCUAACCCAGAAAAUGCUCGAAUGCGCGCCGCGAUCGAGACAUACGAGCAACAGAUCAAAAGCUUGGAAGAUGAAGAAAUACAGUGGCGAGCGAUGAAGGUAACGCUUGAGGCAGACAGGUCGUCCGCAUUGAACGAGGCAACAAGUGGUUCCUUGGCGACGUAUACUGCCACCACCCAGGCAGAAAAUAGGAUUGGGGAACACGACCAGCUGGAGGAGCUGUCAUGCGAGCUGAAGGUCACGCAGAGCAUCAAUGCCCUCCAGCGCUCGGCGCUACAGCAACUGGGGUCGACCACGGAGCAGCUGACGCUCCUGGAAGUAUCCAUGCUGGCCGUGAACCGGUGGAUAGUGGAAGCCGAGAUGAAGAAGGCGAAGUUCUUUGGCGCUUUCCACGACAGCGCCUUCAGGGGCUACGGCAACAUGGCACAGCCAAAAGAGAGUCUUCGCGCGCUACUUCAGCUGCCAGCACGGGGUGGCGUACCUUAG